Molecule: messenger RNA, 1524 nt
Organism: Candidula unifasciata
Lineage: Eukaryota; Metazoa; Mollusca; Gastropoda; Stylommatophora; Geomitridae
Source: the annotation of a GenBank genome assembly
AUGGGAGUCACCAAAAAACGUGUGGUUGCUAGCGCUGACUCCAGAUACUCACCUAUUGCCAGCGUCAGUGCCAGCAUUAUAACCGAUAAUUCCAAACAUUCCAUAGCUGACUCUGGCAGCAUAGUCACACAGGAGACCAAGCUGGAGCUGAAAAAACAGAUGAACUUAUUUCACUGUGUCAGCAUUAUCAUUGGCAUCAUCGUUGGGGCUGGCAUUUUUGUCUCACCCGUUGGAAUAACUGUUCAUGUCCGGUCUGUGGGCAUGUCAAUUGUCAUGUGGGGUGUGGCUGGCCUCUUCUCCAUGCUGUGUGCUCUGUGUUAUGCUGAACUUGGUGCAUGCCUCCCCGAGUCUGGUGGAGAGUAUAUCUACAUCAAGCGAGCUUGGGGGGAUUUUGCAGCCUUCAUGAGUCUGUGGAUGAACUUCAUCAUCAUCAACCCUGUCUGUGUGGCUGCCUCCACGCUGGUGUUUGCCACCUAUGUCAUCAGGCCUCUGUUCCCAGAUUGUGAGCCACCAGAGGCUGCUGUCAGAUUGUUUGCUGCUUUGAUCAUUGCUGUGAUUGUGGGUUUGAACUGCUACAACGUCACCCUGGUCACCAAGUUGCAAAUGAUCAUUACUGCCAGUAAGCUGAUUGCUCUACUCAUCAUUGUCAGUAUCGGCUUCUACUGGCUAGGCAAAGGUCAUGUGGAAAAUUUCCAGGAGACAUUUGCAGAUAGUGACACCAGUGUUGGGGCAAUUUCUCUGGCAUUUUACAGCGGGUUUUGGGCAUUUGGUGGUUGGAGUUACCUCAACUACCUAACUGAUGAAGUGAUUAAUCCUCACAGAAACCUGCCUCUGGGCAUCAUGAUCUCAAUAACAGCCAUCACCCUCAUCUACAUCCUGGCCAACAUUGCCUACUUUGCUGUGCUGACUCCCAUGGAGCUGCUGCAGUCAUCAGCUGUUGCCGUUACAUUUCUAGAAAGAACAGUGCGCCUCAUGUCAUACGUUGUCCCGUCCCUCAUAGCUGUGUCUGUGAUUGGAGGCAUUAAUGGCUCGGUCUUGUCCAUGUCAAGAUUAUUCUAUGUGGCUGCCAAGAACAAUCAUUUACCUUCAAUCAUCUCCAUGAUUCAAGUGAAAAACUGUACCCCAUCACCAUCCUUGAUUGCCAUGCUGGUGCUAGUGGUCAUCAUGCAGUGCUUGGGAAAUAUCUUCUUCCUCAUUGAGAUGCUUGGCUUCAGUUUGUCCAUUCUUCUGGCCACAGUCUUCGGAGGCCAGGUCUUCCUGAGAUACACUGAGCCUAACCUGCACAGGCCUAUUAAGCUGCCUUGGAUACUGCCAGCCUUCCUGUGCUGCGUGUGCAUGGCCCUGAUGGGGAUCACAGUCUACCAGAAACCUUGGGAGAGCAGUAUUGCCCUGGUGAUUAUAGUUUCUGGGGUGCCCGCCUACAUCCUGGGCACUAAGUGGAGGAAACCACACGGGGUGCAGACAUUUAUUGAUGGUAUCACCAUGACUCUACAGAAACUGCUGCUGGUGUCAGCCUGCGACUAG